This is a messenger RNA of Camelina sativa (false flax), 2175 nucleotides long. Its product is annotated as protein neprosin-like. Lineage: Eukaryota; Viridiplantae; Streptophyta; Magnoliopsida; Brassicales; Brassicaceae. The record is from RefSeq and is a predicted model, not a curated record.
UGUGAAAGAACAAAAAAAAAAGGGCUUGGAAAGAGAGAGUUAGCUGUAGCACCAGAAAGCAAAGAGCUUUGAAGAAACUCAAAUUCAAAGGUACUCAAUUUCAUCUGACUAGCUCUGACCCCCUUUGUUUAAACCAAAGAAUGAUCACCACCAAAUCCAAAUCUCCCGAUAAAUUACCCUUCUCUUAUGUUCCUCUCUCUCUCUCUCUCUUCUUCUAUCAUUUACUACUUCUUAAACUUUUCUAGAAAUCUGCAAAACCCUUAAUUUGAAUUCAUCAUCACUUAACCCUGUAUUUAUAUCACCCACAUGCCCAAAACUUUCGUAACACACAACCCUAAUAAAUUUUUGAUGGGUUGAUUCAUUCUUUAUUGUUUUUCUUGAUCUUCUGAGUUUUCCUUAGAGAAAGUGAUUAUGAUUUUAAUGUGUUUGUUGGGAGAUGUGUCAGUAACAUCAAGAAGACGAACAACAAUUCAAAACCGUAUUAAAUGUUGUCUUUUUGAUCACUCAAGAAGAAAACAACAAGACAGCAGAUGUUUCCAUCAUUCUUCUUCACACCAAGCUUCGUUCAAGUCUGAUACGAUGUUCUUCUCCUCUAACGUUCUCAGAUUGAUUCUUUUACUCUGUCUCGUCUCUUCUUCUUUCUACUUAUCCACCGCUUCUUCCUCCAAUUCCACUGCCGCCGAACAAACUCUCCGGCCUCAAGAAGAGCUUCAGAAGCUGAAAUUGAUUAGAGAAGAGCUCCAAAAGAUCAAUAAGCCCGCCGUUAAAACCAUUCAGAGCUCAGAUGGUGAUACAAUUGAUUGUGUUUCGACUCAUCAGCAACCAGCUUUUGAUCAUCCUCUCUUACAAGGACAGAAACCAAUGGAUCCGCCUGAGAUCCCAAAAGGGUAUAGCAAAGAAGAUGAAUCGUAUGAAGAUUCAUCACAGCUGUGGAGUUUAACCGGGGAGUCUUGUCCGGAAGGUACGAUUCCGAUAAGAAGAACAACGGAACAAGACAUGUUAAGAGCAAGUUCUGUUCGGAGAUUCGGUCGGAAAAUUAGGCGUGUGAGGAGAGAUUCCACUAGCAACGGACACGAACAUGCGGUGGGAUAUGUAUCCGGGAGACAAUACUACGGAGCAAAAGCGAGUAUAAACGUGUGGUCACCACGUGUGACUAGCCAAUACGAAUUUAGUCUUUCUCAGAUUUGGGUUAUUGCUGGUUCGUUCACACACGAUCUUAAUACCAUUGAAGCCGGUUGGCAAAUUAGCCCGGAGUUGUACGGCGACACUUACCCAAGAUUCUUCACUUAUUGGACGUCCGAUGCAUACCGAACAACGGGUUGCUACAAUUUGUUGUGUUCCGGUUUUGUUCAAACCAACCGCCGAAUCGCGAUUGGAGCUGCCAUUUCUCCUAGAUCUUCGUAUAGAGGCAGACAAUUCGAUAUAAGCUUAUUAAUUUGGAAGGAUCCCAAGCACGGUCACUGGUGGCUACAGUUCGGGUCGGGUGCGUUAGUCGGAUAUUGGCCAGCGUUUCUAUUCACGCAUCUACAGCAACAUGGGAGCAUGGUCCAAUUCGGUGGCGAGAUUGUGAACAACCGACCCGGUGGUUCACACACUUCAACACAAAUGGGCAGUGGCCAUUUCGCCGGUGAAGGUUUUGGUAAAGCAUCUUAUUUCCGGAAUCUCCAAAUCGUUGACUGGGACAAUACUCUUAUCCCCGCUUCGAAUCUAAAGAUGCUCGCAGAUCAUCCCAAUUGUUAUGAUAUUAGAGGUGGGACGAAUCGUGUGUGGGGUAACUAUUUUUAUUAUGGAGGUCCAGGUAAAAACCCUAGAUGUCCAUGAAGAAUCAAGAAAAAAAAUAGGUUUAUUGAUUAUUAUUCUUACAUGUAGUGUGCAAAUGAAUUUUGGGGCUUGAGGGAGAUUAGGAAUUUUUACAUUGCCGCUAGGUGUUUUGCAAAUAUCAUGUAGAUGAGUUUUUUUUUACCAUAACAAUAUCACCACCACGAGCUAGCGAACAAAUUCUUGUUUGUUUUUUUUUGGUUUGUUAAAAAUGAUAAGUAUAAAAUUUGGUAGUGUUAUACUUUUCUUUAUUGUUGUUUGAAAUGUGUGAUUUUGGAAUUACCGAUUUUGUAAUGUUUAAAUUGAUUGAUUAGUGUUACCAAAUACCAAUGUCAGUGUGACUACAUUGAGACUCAA